Molecule: messenger RNA, 744 nt
Organism: Epithele typhae
Lineage: Eukaryota; Fungi; Basidiomycota; Agaricomycetes; Polyporales; Epitheliaceae
Exons: 4
Coding region: 1-744 (247 amino acids)
Source: RefSeq, a predicted model, not a curated record
AUGGAGGUCGAGGAGGACUUUGAGGACGCAGCAGAGGAGAGCGAGGACGAGGAGGACGAUGAAGACGAGGGUGAGCAGGAGGCAGAGAGUGAUGAGGACCUCGCAGGGAUCAUUGACGGUGAGGAAUGGGUCGACGAGAUGUCUGGCAUGACGGAUGCGGAGCUCCGCGAGUAUCGUGCCGCUCUUCGCCCUGUGCGCACAAUGCUGACUAAGCUCCGCCGUCUUGCCUGCGCAAUCAAGAAUUCGUCCACAAUCUUGCUUCCAGCAUGGAAGCAACAGCUUGCUCUUCUCAAUCAGCCGACUCUGAUGCUUCGAAGGGAUGUCAAGUGCCGGUGGAACUCAACGUUCGACAUGCUGAAGCGAGCCUUGCGCCUCAAGACUGCCAUCAAGUCGUUCUGUGUGCCAGACCAUGAUUUCCACACCACUGAUCUCGAGGAGUACCGUCUCUCCAAGCGGGAAUGGGUAAUCGCUGAACAGCUUGUAGAGGUCUUGAAGCUUACUGAUUCGACUGAAGCUUAUCGUAUCGCGAUGGUGCUACACCCGAGCUUUAAGCUCGAGUAUUUCAAGACUCAUCACUGGCAAGACAAUUGGAUAGAGACUGCAAAGGGUCUCGUCCGCGAUGAGUACGACCUGAACUACAAGCGCGAUACCCCGGACGCGACUGCGAUGGAUGAAGACAUUGAUGAGGUGGAUCUACUACGCAGACAGGCAGGUCGAAACGACGCUAUGGUACGUGCUGUGUAA